Messenger RNA from Mytilinidion resinicola, 3474 nucleotides. RefSeq names its product WD40 repeat-like protein. Lineage: Eukaryota; Fungi; Ascomycota; Dothideomycetes; Mytilinidiales; Mytilinidiaceae. The record is from RefSeq and is a predicted model, not a curated record. Gene Ontology annotation, molecular function: protein binding. The transcript has 2 exons. Bases 284 to 2989 code for a protein of 901 amino acids.
GUCGAGCGCUGUUCCUCGCCUUGCACCUCCGUUCACCGAUCGGCCUCUUUUGCUGGAAGGCUAACCCGCUUCUGACCAGUUCACUCCCUCAGGCCCGACACUACAUCGCGAAGCCUACACACAAAGACCCCAACAAACACUCCGACGCCGGAGAGACUCCCGAAGGUGCACCGCGCCGAAGCGCCGAAUCUAUAGACGACCCAUCAUAUACACAACUUCCGACAAGCUGAAAAGGCUGCCCAACGGUAUUCUCCUUGCCACUCGGAACCAACUGGUUCUCGACAUGGCCGCGUCUAUACCCAACUCGAGCGCAGGGCCCUUCAGUAGUUCGCCAUACACCCCCACAUUCCGGGCACCCUCGAUGAUAAACUCGUCCUUCAAGAUCGACGAGGGGUACUCCGAGGAGACUCGCAGCCAGACGGGGAGCGACACGGUAAUGCGAACGGACUCGAGGUUAGGCGAAGGGCUUGACCAAGAAGCCCAGUAUGUUCUGCCGGACUACAUACUGGGCAUGAGUGAGGGCGAACGCAGCGAAUUCUGCUAUGCCAUCCUCCGCUCACUGCAGACGUCAUCCAUAGCUGGCCUGGUCGAGAGGCUGAAUCCUCUGCUACAUCUGGAUCCGGUCAUCUAUCUUCCGCCUGAAGUAACUUUCCAGAUAUUUUCCUAUUUGGACCCAGAGACCCUAUUACGCGCCUCGACUCUGUCCAGAUCGUGGCGAUCUCGAACCCUGGAUAGCCCCUUGUGGAAACUACUGUUUGGAUUAGAAGGUUGGACGUCGAAUACACAGCAAGUCCGGAAAUAUGAGGAAGCGGAGAAGCUGCGGAAGGCGGAGAUGAAGGAGCGCAAGACGCGAGCACGAACGGCUGAAGAUAUGGACUAUGAACCGCAAACACACAAGAAACGCAUUAGAGAGAAACCGCUGUUCGGGGAUGGGGCUGCGACGGAUGGAAGCAUACAUAAUCGCCUUCAGCCUCUCACUUUGGACGGUUCACAGGAGGGCACGCCAGCGUGGGGAGAGCAGCACGGCCUUGUGGAGUCUGACGACACUACCACUAAUGGCACUGACGACAAGAUGCAAGACGUUGCAUUCCAUGAUAUCCCGGGCGGAGAUCAAUCCACAAUGUCUCCCCAAACCUCCAACUCGAUAGCUUCUAUCUCGCCGAUGGCCCUGGACCCGCCAGUGAAGCCUUCACUCAUACUUUCAAGCCCCGACGCUAAGAUCAACUGGCAAUACCUUUACAAGCAGAAGCGGAGACUGGAGGAAAAUUGGAAUUCUGGACGCUACUCAAACUUCCAGCUGCCACACCCCAAUCACCAGGAGGAAGCUCACACGGAAUGCGUGUACACAAUACAAUAUUCUGGUAAAUAUCUAGUGAGCGGAAGCCGGGACAAGACGAUCCGGAUCUGGAAUUUGGACACGCAACGACUAGUGCAGCCGCCUCUGGUUGGGCACGCGGCAUCUGUGCUGUGUUUACAAUUCGACGAGAGGCCGGAGCAGGACAUCGUGAUCACGGGUGGCAGCGACUGUCACGUGCUCCUAUGGCGGUUCUCGACUGGAGAACUAAUCAAGAAGCUAGAAAAGGCGCAUUCAGAAUCAGUCCUCAAUCUUCGGUUCGAUGAUACAUAUCUCGUAACAUGCUCCAAAGACAAAACAAUAAAGGUGUGGAACCGCAAGGAGCUGCGGCCAACAGAUGAUGCAUAUCCCAGAACCACGACUGCUGGCGCCCGGUUCCCCUCGUACAUUAUCAACUUGCAGCAGCAGGUAGAAGGUCAGACUCUGCGCGCCAAGUCCCUAAAACCCUACAGUCUCAUUAUGACACUGGAAGGACAUGGGGCGGCUGUCAACGCCAUCCAGAUUCUCGACGGCCGGAUCGUGUCUGCAUCGGGUGACCGUAGCAUCAAGGUGUGGGAUGUGCGCAAUGGUUCUUCAAUCAAGACUUUCACCGGCCACACCAAGGGCAUUGCAUGUGUCCAGUACGAUGGUCGGCGGAUCGUGAGCGGCAGCAGUGACGAGACCGUGCGCAUCUUCUGCAGCGAGACCGGGGCAGAGGUUGCCUGCUUGCAGGGACACAAUAACUUGGUCCGCACAGUGCAGGCCCAGUUUAGCGAUCUUCCUGGAAACGAAAAGGAGCUGGCCGCCGAAGCCAAGGCCAUUGACAUGCAGUUCCUCGAGGCUCGUGAAAAGGGGCUUGUCCCUACCGAGUUCACGAGAGAGCAGCGUCGCGCGCGGAAUGCAGGCUCCCGAGAUCCCAAGGAUAUCUUCGCGUUUGGCGCCAAGCUUCCCCCUGGCGGCGGGUCUAGCCGGUGGGCCCGAAUUGUGUCUGGCUCUUACGACGAGACUGUGAUUAUCUGGAAGCGCGAGAACGAUGGGCGAUGGGCCCCUUCGAAGACGCUUCUCCAGCACGAGGCUGUUCGCGCAGCAGGCGGCCGUCCUCGACGACCGGUCACUCACAACCACCCACCGAUACCGGCUGUCAACGCUGUCAACCAGAAUCAGCCGCAGGCUGUGCCAAUACAGAAUGGCGUUGCUAAUAACUCACACCUGCACCAGGCAUCUCUUGCGCAUGCGACGGCUCAGAGCGCAGCACAAGCUCAGCUGUUCCAGCAUGCACAAGCUCUCCAAGCCGCCGCUCAGGCCGGCCAGCAAGCAGGCCACACAACAACGGUAACGGUCAACGUCGCUGCCACCACCACGAAUCUCCCACACCAGCCCGCGGCUGCCACAACAGCAGCGACGGCCCAGCCAGCUCAGCCAGUACAAGGCCCUCCUCAGCAGAAUCCUAACCCCGCGCCUCACCACCACCAUCAUCACCACCAUCCGGCUCCGCAGCCCGUCGGCGGCCAGGUCAACUCGCGUGUCUUCAAACUACAAUUUGAUGCCCGGCGCAUCAUCUGCUGUAGCCAAGACCCGACGAUUGUGGGUUGGGAUUUUGCGAAUGGGGAUAAGGAUAUCAUCCAGGCGAGCCAGUUUUUCGGAGAGGCGGUCUGAAGGGCAUGCGGCUUAUCGGUAUAUAUUUGCAUGGGAAUUCGGACACAGCAGUAACCCACGGCUCUCCUUUCGCGCGAGAUUCCUUCCUUCUUUGCAGGGCUUCUUUAAGGCUGAAGCUCCAGUUUCUCCCUUUCACGUCUACUUUCUAUGCAGGAUUGUUUAAUCACUCACUUACUCGCUUGCGCACUUCUCUUUGCGCGCGUGACGGGCCGGGCAUUGUGGGAGUUAGAAUUGGCGCAGGAUAGGUCAAAUGUUAGAUGGGCUGAGGUCUCUCUCGGAUCUUACUCUCUGGUUUAUGCACCAUAACGUCACGUCACGAAUAGGAUACAUUUGGGCAUGCACACAUGGCCCGAUUUCUCGGGGUUUUGGUCUCCUUGUAGGGAAGCGAUUAGGAGUGUUAGGUGCUGGCGUGUUGUACAGUCAGGUUGUAGGCGUAGGAGAUCCAAUAUUUGGACGAAGGAGAAUUAAUGAUAAGAUUCAAGACU